AAUAUAAAGCAAGACAUACCAAACUUCUGUUUAUCAUUCUGCCGUUAUGAGGACUGAGGUAGCUGCUGCUCUUCUCCUGGGGUUCUGUGCUGUGGCUGUGUCUGGUGAUGAAAACAGAACAGGCAAACGGGACACUCGGGAGGUCAAGGUGGCUCUCCCUGACCCGGUGGACUGUGUCUGGAGCCGCUGGUCUGAGUGGACCCCCUGUAACAGCUGCACCAAGAUACGGCACCGUUCUCGGAGUGUGGAGGUGUUCGGCCAAUUUAGUGGGAAGCCCUGUCAAGGACAGCCAAUAGGAGAGCAGCAGGCGUGCACUAGUGAAGCUGUGUGUGAACAGGCCCUGCCCUCUGAGUGCUCCAGCACUGAGUUCACUUGUGAAUCAGGUGCAUGUAUUAAGAUGAGACUGUCGUGUAACGGAGACUAUGACUGCGAGGACGGGUCAGACGAGGACUGUGAGCCCAUACGUAAGCCCUGUGGCACAAAGUUGUACAACACCAACGAACAGGGCAGGACUGCAGGAUACGGAAUCAACAUCUUGGGCAUGGAGCCCCGUAUAAACCCCUUCAACAACGACUACUUCAAUGGGAUGUGCAACAAGGUGAAGAAUACCAAUAACAACGAGUACAACAGGCUGCCUUGGAACGUGGGCUUGCUCAACUAUGAGACUAUAGCAGAGGAGACCGUUUCCAAAGAGAUCUAUGAGGACACAUACACCCUCCUGAGGGAACUGAUGACUGAGACCAAGUUGACUGUGAGCGCUGGGUUGAACUUAAAAUUCACCCCGACAGAAAAGUCUAUGGCCAAGUCCAAUACGACUGUGUCAGGAGGGGUUGGGUUGGAUGCUGAGUAUGACAGGACACAGAUGAUCAAGGAAGUCUCGGAGUACACUACCAUCAAGAACAAGAGUUUCAUGCGCGUGAACGGCCAUGUGCAGCUGAGCACCUAUAGGAUGCGUUCCCGGGACCUUCAGGUGGCUGGGGAGUUUUUAGAGCAUGUCAAGUCUCUACCUCUGGAGUACGAGAAAGGACAGUACUUCAGCUUUCUUGAGGACUAUGGGACUCACUACACCAGGAAUGGGAAGUCUGGAGGAGAGUACCAGCUGGUCUACGUUCUCAACCAGGACACCAUCAAGGACAAAAAGCUGACUGAGAGAAAGCUCCAGGACUGCAUUAAAGUUGGAAUCUCAGCAAACUUUGACACCAACAUCGGGAUUGGAGGAGAUGCCCACAUCAGGCCCGGACACUGUAAAGACGCUGUGAAUAAAAACACAGCUGAGAAGGAGGGCAAGGCGCUGGUGGAUAAGGUGAUAACUGUAGUCAGGGGCGGAACCCUAGAGGCCGCUGUCGCCAUGAGAACCCAGAUAACAAAGGAGGGGCUAAUGGACGUGAAGACCUAUCAGAACUGGGCCAGGACAGUGGGCGAUGCCCCUGCACUCCUCAGCAGUGAGCCAGAACCCAUUCAGACCCUGAUCCCACUGAGUAUGCCUGAUGCGAACACCAGGAGGCUUAACAUGCAGAGAGCCACUCAGGAGUACGAGGCUGAGUACAGUGUGUGCAAGUGUAAGCCCUGUCACAACGGGGGCUCUCUGGCCCUGCUGGACGGGAAGUGCCUGUGUCUCUGUCUGCCCCAGUUUGAAGGUCUGGCCUGCCAGGAUGCCAAGGCUGAUAACAAUAAGAAUACUAAAACCCCCGUGGAGAAGGUUCCUCAGGAGGGGAACUGGUCGUGUUGGGGAGCCUGGUCAGGCUGCAGUGGAGGAAAACGUAUCAGGACCCGCAGCUGUAACACACAGGGCCUUUCUGAUGCCACCUGCAGGGGAGACAUAGUCACUGAAGACUACUGCUGAGCACACUCAUACAGAACACUAUGAUGACACCGCAUAACUAACGGAACCCCAUACAUGUAGACAAAGAGGAGUUAAUGCAUCUUAUACACAUGUUCGCUCACUCACUCACACUCAUACACACACGCACGCGCCAGCCACACACACACACACACACCUAUGUCAUUUUUUUAAUAUUAAAAACUGUAUCAACAUAUUCCUUGAAGUAGGCCUAGUUCUGUUUUACAAAUCAACAUUGCCAAUAAAGUUUGACCUUUUAUUGAGAGUU
Messenger RNA from Oncorhynchus tshawytscha (Chinook salmon), 2108 nucleotides. RefSeq names its product complement component 9 (gene c9). Bases 47 to 1843 code for a protein of 598 amino acids. Gene Ontology annotation, cellular component: membrane attack complex. The transcript is spliced from 12 exons. Gene Ontology annotation, biological process: immune response. Lineage: Eukaryota; Metazoa; Chordata; Actinopteri; Salmoniformes; Salmonidae. Gene Ontology annotation, molecular function: protein binding. The record is from RefSeq and is a predicted model, not a curated record.